AUGAUGAUGAUUUCUGAAGUGGCACCAGCAAGAUAUUUAUUGUUAUUUUGCUUCAUUUACCCGCUUUUUUACUGGAAAGCCGAUGCAGAAAAUGUUCCGGGGAAUCAAGGCGGGUUAUCAGAUGAAGAUACUUCGCAGUUCCAUGACAAAAUGGCUAACGAACGAAAGUGAGUACAACGCUAAAAUAGAGCUAAAAAAUAAUAAUAUUUUCUUCCAGUUGUGAUUGACAAGAUAAUGUAAGCUGCUAUGACUUGGCCAUGCCUCUGAACUGUGGGUUAAAUGUGGGCUUUUAUUACAACAUUGCUUUCGUUUUAGGUACUCUUGGCUAAAUAUAAGCUGAAAGUGUAACUAGAUGUAUUAUUUCAGUGUCCGAGCGUCCUUAAAUCUAGGCUGCGCGUGAAUUUAAGCUUACAUGUAAUGUAGCGCCUCAAAGAGUUUGACUUCACUUGUUAAUUCUUGUUUUUAAAGUUUGCAGUUGUAUGCAAUUCACGAAUUCAGGAUGUAAUCUGCUUGUACCCCUCAUGCAGAUAACAUCAUAAAUUCAUCCGUCCCUAGAAUACCCCAUUGUAAUGAAAGCACAAUAUUUAUUCUUGGUUUUCAGAAGUGAAUACCCAUUUUCAUUUGUAAAGAAUAAUUUGCUAUAAAACCAUACCCAUGUCUGCAAAACCUUUUAAUAACGUUCUAUAGGUAUAACUGCAGGUUUAACAAUUUCAAUUUGCUUGCUUGCUUUCAAGCAAAAUAAAGAGUCUGAUUUUCCUAAAAUGCCUUUUCUGAGGCAAAAUAUCUGUUGCCAGGGCUCCAACUCAUUCAUGGAGAAAUUCCCUUUGAAAAUGGUAUAUGGAUACCCCACCUGUUGCUGGAGGGAAAAUAAGCGGGGUAUUUUUCUGCACAGUUAAAAUGAGCCCCUGAAAGUGGCAAUUUUUCAGCUUCCAGGCGAAGAGAAAUUGGCUACCUACUACAAACUGUAGGUUAAGUGAUAUAUUUAAAAAAAAUCGUACAAGUUUAGGCCUUUAAUUCUGCCUGUUACACUGUAUUGGCCAUUGCAGAAAUCACCAUAAUAUUUUUCAAACUGCUGUUUGACUAGCACUUCAUGUAGACCUCACUUUUGCAUUAUCUCUUUCAUUUUUUACAAACUACACACACUAUAGCUGAUUUCCAAGAAUACUAUAGUGCACGUAGAUCUACAAGGUACAUGUUUAAAGCACAGGGUACAACUUUGCCUGAGCAUAAUUAUUCUGGCUUUUCCCUGUAGAACAGCAGAAUGGAAAUCAGAAUAGAAUUAGCAGUAGGGGGCUUGCACCACAGUGUUGACCAUCAAAAUCCUGAACACAAAAGAUGCAGGUAUUAAUAAAAAUACACUUUAGCAUGCGUGUGCAUACAGUCAAGCUGAUGUACUGCACAUGCAAAUCAUGCAAAGAGAUAAUGCAAUAGUCAGGUUUACCUGGAGCACUAGCCAAUGGGAAGUUUCAAAACUAUUAUCAAUGGUAUUUUCUACAGUGGCCAUUCUGGUUAUCUUGCCAUUUUACAGCAAAACAUUUUGACUUGGUUGAUAUUUUGCUGGUCUUAAUUAAGUCUGUAGCUGCUGCUCUUCUAGCCCCAAUCCAUGAAAAAUUAGGACUAGAAGACAAAGAAAAUUGAGAAUCAACCUACACUGUAAGUUAAAAAAUUUUAACCUGAAUUUCAUUAUGACCUGUAACAUAUGCACUACAUACUCUCUACAUGUGCUACAUGGUUGUUCAUGUACAUAUGGCUACUUUGAGAAUGUUGGUUUAUAUUUUAGUCAAGCAGUGCACAGACCUCUGGCCAAGCUUGAUAAAUAUUAUCUAAGCCUGCCUUCCAUUUGUUUUUUCAGACAUCUUCUUGCUCACUUGGCAGAUAGAAUGGACUUAGAUGGAGAAGGGCUGAGGUAAGGUUUUGUUUUGUUUUCAAUUAUUUAUUUACUGAUCCCUCAAGGCUCAUGCCCUUACUGCACAUCCGAACAAUGAAGUUCAAAAGCUCCGUUCCUAAUUUUGUUUUUCGCUGCUGUCAAUCAUAAUUAUGAACAAACCUUAUAACACAGAAACACACAAAACAGACAGAAAUCCACCAAUCACAAAUCACAAACCAUGGCCUUUUGAACUCAUUGAAGUAAACUUCUGUUUCCUGAGAGGUCCGCUAAGAUGAUUGAUGGCAGCAAAGAAUGCAAAAGUGAGUUGGCUUUUGAACUUCAGAAUUCGCAUGUUUUUGAAAAGCACAGUAAACUCACGAAUAAUAGAACAUUCAAAGAACAAGUGCAUACUUAAAAUUGUCUGUUACAUUUUAAGGACCCCUUAUGAUAUGGAUCACUGUGAUUGAACUCAAAAUAAUUGUUAUAAUUAUGUACUAUUACAAAGAAUGUUUAUUGUGUACAGCUCUACAGCAGGAAACUUUUAAGCCUGCUGGUGUUGUAUUUAUUUAUUAUUACGCUUUCUACUCUUAGAUAAUCUAGAAGAUUUGAAGACAACUGUUUUAAUACCUUUGUUUUGUUUUCUUUCCUUUUGUUUUCUUCCAUAAUUGGUUUCACAAUGUGCAACUAUGUGAGCUUCUUUGUUUGAAUUCAUAGUAACUACCAGUACAACAAUAUGUAUAUUGUGACAUGACAAUAGUACCAUGAAAUGCAUCUUAGUCUUAUUUCACAAAAAUUUGGAAGUUUGUAUUUCGGAGGAUCAGGAGAAUUGUAGUUGCAAUGUAGGUAAAGUUAAAGGUUCUCAAGAUGACAACUGCGAACAAGUUACAGUAUUAGGUUUAAGGUUUAGUAAUCCUUUACCAUCCAUUUCAGGAGUCUGAGUUUUUUAAGCAUCCAAGUUUUAGAGACAUGCACCCAGGGCCCUGAGAUUUUCAGAAUUCUAAGGUCUUUUUGUAUUUUACAGACAUAUCCAGAGACAUUUUGGCCAACAAGCAGGAGACGCUAAACAAGACCUAAAGGAUGUUGCUAAUGGUGACAAUACCAAAGGUGGUGUACUCGAUGAAACAAAUGAUAAAUGCUCACAAUAAGUUCUUGCAGCAAUAAAAACACAACUUUUAAUGUUAUUGAACAGGCAACACUCAACUCCAUUCACUCCAGGGGACCAGCAGAAGUCCACAUCUGACGUAAAACUUUUAAAAGAAUGUAGACUACAUGACUGUAGUAUUAAUGUUAAAAUUUUACCUUGCCAUUACAUUAUAAUGGAGUGCUAAGAAUGCUAGAAAAACCCAAAUGUCUUUGAUGCUAGGAAACAUUUUUCCUUUAAAAUAUAAAAUGUGAAAAUCAAAUGUACCUAACCCAGAUGCCAAGGUAUAAAUAUAUCUCUUGAUUGUGAAAUUUUAAUCCUAUUGGCCCCUUUGGGUUGUUUAUACUGUCUUGUUCUCUUUUUUUAGCCUGCAGAUCAGGCCCUUCUUGCACAUCUGCUUCACACCAGCCUUUGUUCACCUGAAAAAUGUGAACCUUAAUAAUGCCUGUUGUGCAAUUUAUGUUUUUUUUUCUCAUGCUGUGAUGUAGAGGAGAGAGACUGAAGAGGCCUACAUUAUAAGGCAAAACAAUCAGGCAGAUUUCCAUGUUAAUAUUUUUAUUUUCUUAACAGGUAUAUUUUAUUUCUUCAAGUUCCAUGAUUAUGAUGAUAACCAGAAGCUUGAUGGCUUAGAAUGGAUGCAGGCCCUAACAGAUUUUCAUGAAGAGGAUGACAACAAGGAUGAGUUCAAAGAAGGGGGGAAAAUGUUCCUUGAACAUGAAGCUGAGGCAAUUGUGGAUGAACUUUUAAGUAAACAUGACAAAAAUGAUGAUGGCAUGAUUGACUUUAUUGAGCUGAUGAACCAGAAUGUGAAUUCAUUUAUGACAGAGUUGGACAAACCUGCUCCAGAGGAUGCAGGACCUGAGAAUAAUGAACAACAGCAGCAAAAUGAGGAGACACAGUCAUCACUCGAGCAGGAAUUCAAUAAACUUCAACAGGCUCAACAAGGUCAAAAUCAAGGACAACAGGAAGACCAACAGCAACAGCCACACCAAGAACAAAAGCAUGAUCAGGACAACCAAGAAAAGGAGCAACAAACACAGGAAGAUCAACAGCAAAAGGAAAAUAAUCAACAAGAAUCACUUUCAGAAGAAACACAAGGUGAACAGGAGGUAAACCAAGAGCAACAAGAGAAUGAACCGAAAAAUGAGCCGAGCUCUUUAGAAGAAGAAUACAAUCGUCAACAAGAACAAUCGUAA
Molecule: messenger RNA, 4204 nt
Organism: Porites evermanni
Lineage: Eukaryota; Metazoa; Cnidaria; Anthozoa; Scleractinia; Poritidae
Source: the annotation of a GenBank genome assembly